Portunus trituberculatus (swimming crab) is the source of this 1669-nucleotide messenger RNA. Its product is annotated as paired box protein Pax-7-like. Lineage: Eukaryota; Metazoa; Arthropoda; Malacostraca; Decapoda; Portunidae. The record is from RefSeq and is a predicted model, not a curated record. The transcript is spliced from 10 exons. The coding region runs from base 285 to 1601 and encodes 438 amino acids. Gene Ontology annotation, biological process: anatomical structure development; regulation of transcription by RNA polymerase II. Gene Ontology annotation, molecular function: DNA-binding transcription factor activity, RNA polymerase II-specific; RNA polymerase II cis-regulatory region sequence-specific DNA binding.
GUUGCUUGUUGCCGGACCACGUGGCCGGCGGGGCUCUGUGCGGCGACCCGAGAGAGAGAGAGAGGAGAUAGAGGGAGAGAGAGAGAGGGACAGAUAGCAGCCUCCACCACCCCCACCACCACCAGUCCAUCCUUCAGUGCCUUCGCCGCAGUGCCGAUCGAGACACCGCCGACCUCCGCCGUCCGUCCUCCGUGCUUCGUCCUCCGCCGCCGCCGCCUGGAGGAGUUUGCGGGCGCGGCGUGUGGUGCCCGAGCCGCCCAUGAUCUGGUGAAGGUGUGCGUGCCAUGACCGUGACGGGGGGCGCCAUGAUGCAGACCAUGCAGCCUUGCUUCGUCGGGUACCCUUUCCAAGGGAUGACCUCACCGGCAGGUCAGGGGCGGGUCAACCAGCUUGGGGGAGUGUACAUCAACGGCCGCCCUCUGCCCAACCAUAUAAGGCUCAAAAUUGUGGAGAUGGCAGCUGCUGGGAUACGCCCUUGUGUCAUCUCCCGCCAGCUGAGAGUGUCCCAUGGCUGUGUGUCCAAGAUCCUCAACCGAUACCAGGAAACGGGGUCAAUCCGGCCUGGGGUCAUCGGAGGCUCCAAACCAAGAGUAGCCACGCCGGAGAUCGAAAGGAAAGUGGCGGAUUACAAGAAGGAAAACCCAGGUGUCUUCUCGUGGGAAAUAAGAGACAGACUCAUCAAGGACGGCCUCUGCGACAGAAACACGGCGCCCUCAGUCUCCGCCAUCUCCAGACUCCUGAGGGGAAAGGAAGAGGACGACGACCCGAAGAAAGCCAAGGAUGCCAUGAAGCACGCCAGCUCUGGAUCAGACAUAGAGGACGGCGGAUCUGAGGAUGAAGACGACCCACAGAUGCUUCUCAAACGCAAGCAGAGGCGCUCCAGGACAACCUUCACCGCUCACCAGUUGGACGAGUUGGAGAAAGCCUUCGAACGCACCCAGUACCCUGACAUCUACACGAGGGAGGAGCUGGCGCAGAGAACCAAGCUGACGGAGGCGAGGAUACAGGUUUGGUUCAGCAACAGAAGAGCGCGUCUUCGAAAGCAAAUGGCCUCGGGAAGCAUGACUAACUUCAACGCAAUGGGCCUGCCAAUGUCCUAUCACUCAGCCCCCUCCUCCUACGUGUUCCAAGGAUUCUCAGACCCCGGGGCCACCUUCUCAGCGCAGCCCCAGGAUGGGUCGGGGCUGUACCAGGGGGGCGCUGCGCCAAGCUUGCAUCAAGGAGCCCUCGCAUCUGAAGCCCGCGCCGCCAACAUGAGUGUGGCCGCCGCCGCCGCCGCCGCCACCUACCCCGCUAUGAGCGCCGCGCUGUCCACCUCCUCCUCCUGCCCCACCUCCCCUUUCAUCUCCCAGCAGACGGCAGGCGGCAUGUGCGGGGGACAGGGAGCGGGAGUGGCACCAGCAGGGGUAACCUCCCCCCUCACCACUGCACCCCCUUCCUCCUGGGCAUCCAACCAGCUGAGGGGGGCAAUGGGGGGCGCGGCAGGCUCCUCCCCCACCGCCGGCCCCACCCUCACGCCCACGCCCUUCACGCACGGCCUCGCCCACCACACCCGCGCGCCCGCACAGCAUUUCCCCGCCACAAUGUAUUCCUGGUACUGAGCCGCCCUUGUACAGAUCCGGGAGGCGCCACACACACACACACACACACACACACACACACACACACA